AUGAGAUUUUGGUUUUCCAAAAAAAAAAAUAGUCCUGAAUAUAGUGAUAAUAAAAAAAAGAACAAUGAUGAAAUAUACAAAGCUAUUUUAAAAAAUAGGGAAGCAAUAGAUGCUUUAGAAAAGAAGCAAGUGCAAGUAGAGAAAAAAAUUAAGCAACUGGAAAUUGAAGCAAAACAGAAAGUUCAGAAUAAUCAAAUGAACAGUGCCAAAAUAUUAUUGAAACGAAAAAAAUUGUAUGAACAAGAAAUAGAAAAUAUUUUAAAUAAUAGAUUAACUUUAGAAGAUAAUAUGAUAAAUUUAGAAAAUAUGCAUUUACAUAAAAUUGCAGUUAGUGCAUUGUCUUAUGCAGCUAAUACACACAAAAAGCUUAACAAUGAAAUUAAUCCCCAAAAAGUGGAAAAAAUUAUUGACACCAUACAAGAAAAUAAAGAUAUGCAAGAAGAAAUUAAUCAAGCCUUAAGUUUCAACCUCAUAAAUAACGUAGAUGAUGACGAAAUCGAUAAGGAACUCAAUUUAUUGAAAGAGCAAAGCUUGGAAGAAAAACUCAGUGCUAAAGUUAAUAAUAUACCCCCAAUACCAAAUGAAAAUAUUAAUAUUCCAAAUAAGCAAAGACAAAAUAUAAACUUUAACGAGGAGUCUGAUGACGAAGAAUUAAAAGAGCUUAUUGGAGAAAUGACCUAA
Plasmodium adleri (nom. inval.) is the source of this 681-nucleotide messenger RNA. Its product is annotated as vacuolar-sorting protein SNF7, putative. The transcript has 8 exons. Gene Ontology annotation, biological process: vesicle budding from membrane; late endosome to vacuole transport via multivesicular body sorting pathway. Gene Ontology annotation, cellular component: ESCRT III complex; cytoplasmic side of plasma membrane; multivesicular body. NCBI's taxonomy places the organism in Eukaryota, Apicomplexa, Aconoidasida, Haemosporida, Plasmodiidae. The record is from RefSeq and is a predicted model, not a curated record. The coding region runs from base 1 to 681 and encodes 226 amino acids.